Messenger RNA from Papaver somniferum (opium poppy), 956 nucleotides. Its product is annotated as probable glutathione S-transferase. The coding region runs from base 5 to 739 and encodes 244 amino acids. The transcript is spliced from 2 exons. Gene Ontology annotation, molecular function: glutathione transferase activity. Gene Ontology annotation, biological process: glutathione metabolic process. NCBI's taxonomy places the organism in Eukaryota, Viridiplantae, Streptophyta, Magnoliopsida, Ranunculales, Papaveraceae. Gene Ontology annotation, cellular component: cytoplasm. The record is from RefSeq and is a predicted model, not a curated record.
UCCAAUGAGUGAACAGCAUCCAUCCAAAAUAUCUCUCUCUCUAACCAUGGAAAUAGAAGUAAAGUUCAUCGGAGCAUCACCAAGUCCGUUCAAUUCAAGAGUAGAAAUUGCUCUGAAACUCAAGGGCAUAAAAUAUGAAUUCAUAAGAGAAGAUCUCUCAAACAAGAGUGAUUUACUCUUACAAUCCAACCCAGUUCACAAGAGAAUCCCAGUUCUUGUUCAUGGAGGAAAACCUAUUUCAGAGUCGAUGAUCAUUCUUGAAUACAUCGAUGAGACGUGGCCAGAGAUCAACCCGUUGCGUCCGAAUGAUCCUUACGAGAGAUCCGUUGCUCGGUUUUGGACUAAAUUUGUUGAGGAAAAGAGCUUAUGCAUGUGGCUGCUAUUUGGAGGCAAAGGACAAGAAAAAGCCAAGGAAGAUUGCCACAAUAUGUUGAAGACAUUAGAAGAACAAAGCAAUAUUGGGGACAACGCAUUCUUCGGUGGCGACAAUAUUGGAUUAACAGAUAUAGCAUUUGGAGUGUUAGCGUACUGGUUGGAAAUUAUUGAAGACAUUGCGAAACUGAAGAUUUUUGAUGCCGAAACAUUUCCUCGCUUGCACUCAUGGAAAUGUAAGUUUUUGGAAGUUCCUGUCAUCAAAGAAAGCCUUCCGAACCGCGAUGAAUUGACAGUGUUUCUGGAAGGUCGAAAGGAUUGGAUCAUAGCAAAAGCAGAAUCUUUACAGGUUUCGGCAAGGUCUUGAAAUGAUGAUCAGCAAAUCAGAUUUUUCUAUUUCGUCUUAGUAUGUACUUUACAGUUAACUUUAUAUUUCAAGAUCAUAUCUUUAUAUUCCGUCUACUAUGUACGUUGCAGUUAACUUCCUCAAAUGUCUUUCUGAAAGACUGAAGCUCUAAUUCUGUUUAUCGCUGCUGUUUUAAAAUUUUCAAGAAAUAAAAUACCUAAUCCAAUUCAUUGCCCUA